Molecule: messenger RNA, 1787 nt
Organism: Lobosporangium transversale
Lineage: Eukaryota; Fungi; Mortierellomycota; Mortierellomycetes; Mortierellales; Mortierellaceae
Product: IPP transferase-domain-containing protein
Exons: 11
Coding region: 27-1787 (586 amino acids)
Biological process (GO): tRNA modification
Cellular component (GO): mitochondrion
Molecular function (GO): tRNA dimethylallyltransferase activity
Source: RefSeq, a predicted model, not a curated record
AAUGAUUUAGACAGACUCUUUUACACAUGCAUCAUUGGCGAACUGCGACACAAAAGAUAUUGCAAUUUGCCUACUGCUCACCAUUAAAACCCAGAAGCACGCUAGACAACAUCCAGAAAUUAGUUCAUUGUGGAGCGAGAACCGCUGCAGUGAAUAAGGUGCAAAGGACAAUAAGAUAUAAUAGUGGUAGCGCGACUGGGCAAUACACAGGAAAACAGGAUAUGGAACCGGGAGUGAUAGCGGUCAUUGGGACCACAGGUGUUGGGAAAUCAAAUCUGUCUAUUCAACUCGCCAAAGAACUUGAUGGAGAAGUUAUCAAUGCUGAUGCCUUACAGGUCUAUAAGGGACUGGAUAUCAUCACUAAUAAGAUGCCCAUAGAGGAACGCGAGAAUAUUGUUCAUCAUUUGAUAGAUUUCCUCCCAAUGGAUCGCGAGUACUCAGUUUUGGAUUUUAAAGCCGAUGCUCUUGACUUGAUCAAACAAAUUCAUGGCCGGAAGCACAUACCUGUAAUCGUCGGAGGCACACAUUAUUACAUUCAGUCCCUUCUUUGGCGUGACACGCUUUUGGAUACUAAAAAGAAUCCUGGCAUGUUAUCAGAAGCAGAGCAACAAGAGCAGAUCAGUAUUCAUGAGAAAUUCCUAAAAGAGUCUGAUACCCUAACAUUAUAUAAGAAGCUACAGGAAGUAGAUCCUAUUAUGGCAAAUAAGUGGCAUGAAAAUGACAGGAGAAAGAUCACCCGAUCAUUGCAGGUGUAUUUCGAAACUGGGCAGAGCCAGAGCGAUCUGAUAAAGAAGCAACAUACAGUGCCAGAUAAUGAAAGACUGAGGAUGCCGUCAUGUAUAUUUUGGGUUUAUUCCACACAGGAUGUCCUUAACGCGCGUUUGGAUGCAAGAGUUGACGCUAUGGUCAAGGGUGGUCUUUUCGAAGAGAUUAAAGGUAUGCGAGCGAAUGUCGGUCCAGAUACUGACUACGAGCGCGGGAUAUGGCAAGCCAUCGGCUAUAAAGAAUUUGACUCGUAUUUCACAGCUGUGGAAGAAGCAAUAAGAGACAAUCGACCAACAGAUACAAAUGAAUUAGAGACGCUAAAAGCAGAGUGCACAGAGACUAUGAAAACGCGCACAAGGCAGUAUGCUAAGCGACAGGUCCUUUGGAUCCGGAAUAAGCUGCUCCCACUCUGUCGUGAAAAAGAUGUCAAGCUAUUUCUGCUUGAUGCAACCUCACUGGAUACUUGGAAAGAGAAUGUCGAGAACGUUGCUGUUAAAAUAGCAAAAGAUUUCUUCGCUGGAAACAGUCUUCCAGCUCCUGAAAGCCUUAAUUCUUAUGCCAAAGAGAUGCUCACAGUACAGCGUGACCUUGAUGUUGUAGCAGCGUUGGAGUCAUGGGAAAAGAGGGAGUGUACUAUUUGCACGGAGAUGCAGCGGAUUAUGCAUGACAAGUACGCGCCUCAAGGAUCUGUAGAGCCGAUCCCACCUGUCAUUAUCCACGGCCCUACUAGCUGGGAGCAACAUCUCCGAUCUAAGCAGCAUCGAAAGAUGAGGACUUGUAAGGCAGAAAUGGAGCGCGACGGCCCCAAUUGGUGGUAUUUCAAAGCGCAAGAGUACAAGAAGCGAAAACGGGAAGGGACCCUUAACAGCGAGGCCGAGACAGUUGCGUUUAACCAUAGCAAUGACAAUGCCGAUAAUAAUGAAAGCAAUAGCGGCCAUAACAGUAGCGAUAGUGAGGGCAGUGACAACCCAAGAAAAAUGCGGCGGACUGAUAUAGCCAUAGAGGCAGCUGAACCCGUGUAA